AUGUCUUCCGAGACGUCUAUUGUUGAGAGGGUAGAAGUCCCGGAGUCCGAAAUCUCCAACGAGGGUCCUAUCCAACAUUUACACAAGAUUGAGCAUACCCAUCAAUGGGAUCCAAAUCUACCCCAGGAGAAGCUGGAUACAACUCACAUUGUACUCGAGACAAACGACAAAGAAAAAGCCGUCGAGAUCGAGAAGAACUCCGCACAGGACUCUCAGUAUGACUCGGUUCGUGCAGCAGUGCGCAACACUGAUGGGGGAGAGGUUGCAAACACGGUGCGCGCAUGGGUCCUAGGAAUGAUUUUCGUGACUGUUGGAAGUGGCCUCAACAUGUUUCUGAGCAUGAGGAGCCCUGCCAUAUCGUUUCCGGUAAUUGUAGUGCAGUUGAUUGUAUAUCCGAUCGGUUGUUUCUGGGCCAGGAUGAUGCCGACAAAAGUUUUCAAUACAUUCGGGCUGCGAUGGACGCUGAACACCGGACCCUUCACUAUCAAGGAACAUGCAGUCAUCACAAUCAUGUCAAAUGUGUCAAUUUCUUACGCUUAUUCUACCGAUGCUCUCUUAGCACUACAGGCAAAGCGCAAGUCACUUUACAAUCUCAAAAUCACAUGGGGGUUCCAGCUUCUCUUUACCCUGAGCAGUCAGCUAGUCGGUAUGUCACUGGCAGGCGUGUUUCGUCGGUUUCUGGUCUGGCCUGCUGCAAUGAUGUGGCCCAAUCAAUUUGCGAAUACCUCGUUGCUCUAUGCACUUCAUGACCACCGUGGCUCUGAUCCCUCUGAGACAAAUGGAUGGAGCAUCUCACGCUACCGACACUUCAUCUAUGUGACGGCUGCCGCAUUUGCCUGGUAUUGGGUACCUGGAGUUCUCUGGCAAGGCCUAUCUGUGUUUGCUUUUGUUACCUGGAUCCGACCCAACAAUGUGGUUUUGAAUCAGCUGUUUGGAGGAAUUACCGGGCUCUCCUUGAUACCUAUCACCUUUGAUUGGACUUACGUGUCGGCCUAUCUUCAGGAUCCCUUGCUGGCGCCAGUUCACUCCCAUGUCAAUACUCUCAUCGGACUUGUAGUCUUCGUGAUUAUAACAACGAUUGGAAUAUCUUACUCUGGGGCCUUAUACUCCGCCUACCUCCCAAUCAACACUUCCUCAACUUAUGACAAUACACAGAAUUCUUACAAUGUGACUAAAAUUCUUGGGUCUGGUUUCUCUUUCAAUGAAGAGAAAUACAAAGCGUACUCGCCAAUGUUCCUGGCUCCAACAUUUGCUUUGAACUAUGGACUUUCGUUUGCUGCUCUCACCGCAGCGAUCGUCCAUGUCAUUCUCUUCCAUCGAAAGGAGCUUUGGCAUCAAUUCAAAGCUUCCCGCGAUCAGGAAGCCGAUAUCCAUCUGACAUUGAUGAAGCAAUAUCGAGAGGCUCCCGAUUGGUGGUACGCGGCAUUGUUCCUAUCAUCUAUCGCGUUAGGGCUUGCGGGGGUUCUGGCAUAUGACACGCAGCUCCCGUGGUGGGCUUUCUUCGUCUCAAUCAUACUUGCCGUUGUGUUCAUUGCAUAUUCCGACCUGCAUGAUUCUCGCUAUUACAACAAUUAUGCUGUGUGCGCUCUUAAUGUAUUGUCUCCCUUUUUAGCUGGAUUCAUGAUUCCGGGAAAACCCAUUGGAGUUAUGAUCUUCAAGGUCUUCAGUACCAUCACCCUGGGGCAAGCACAAACUUAUUGCGGAGAUCUUAAGAUGGCCCACUACAUGAAGAUCCCACCUCGUGUUACGUUUAUGUGCCAAGUUGUUGCUACUAUUUGGGCAAGCAUUGUGCAAAUUGCGGUCAUGAAUUGGACUCUUGGCAACAUAGAAGGAGUUUGCACCCCUGACCAAAAAGCCCAUUUCACAUGCCCAAACGGAAGGACGUUCUUCUCUUCUAGUAUCGUUUGGGGAGUCAUUGGCCCCAAUCGUAUGUUUGGCCCCGGCGCAAUCUACUCACAGAUGCAGUGGUUCUGGCUCCUCGGAGCUCUUCUUCCCGUUGCCUUUUACCUACUUAUCCGUGCUUUCCCUCGGUCCAAGCUCAGAUUCCUCAAUGCCCCUGUGAUGCUAGGUGCUAUGGCUUGGCUACCUCCAGCAACACCAUUGAGCUUCUUCUCAUGGGUCAUGUUCGGCCUCAUCUUCAACUACUGGAUUCGACGUCGGUGGGGUGGCUGGUGGCAUACUUACAACUAUGUCACUGCUGCAGCCCUUGACUCUGGUCUGAUUAUAUCGACCAUUAUCAUUUUCUUUGCAAUCACCCUGCCGAAUGUCACGGUUCCCCAGUGGUGGGGUAAUAUUGCUCCCUUUGAGACCACAGAUAGUUUGUACACGGCGAUCCGGAAGACUGUUGCUUCCGGGGAGACUUUCGGACCAGCAGAGUGGUAA
Molecule: messenger RNA, 2382 nt
Organism: Penicillium antarcticum
Lineage: Eukaryota; Fungi; Ascomycota; Eurotiomycetes; Eurotiales; Aspergillaceae
Exons: 20
Coding region: 1-2382 (793 amino acids)
Biological process (GO): transmembrane transport
Molecular function (GO): oligopeptide transmembrane transporter activity
Source: RefSeq, a predicted model, not a curated record